AUGUUUGAAUAUUAUAAAAACGAAAAAGACAUAUAAUAGAAUGGUAUUAAAGAAUAUUUGUUAUUCCAAAAUAUAUACUAAACAUAAAAUUAAUCAUAAAUAUUUUUUUUUAAUAAUUAAUAAUAGUAAAUACUCUAAUAAGAAAACUAUAUAGAAAAUAAAAAUAUUAAAAGACUUAAUGAAAACUUCUCCAAAACAUGUCUUUCUCAAUUUUAUUCGGAAACUCUACCCAUUUCUACUUUCAAAACUUAACUUUUUAAUUACUAGAAAUAAGGUUUAACCUGGAUGCUAUAUAGAGAAGGUAGAAUUUCUAAAAAACAGCUUUUUGAAAACCAUCCAGAAUAAUAUUAAGAAGAUAGAGAACUUAAUCCAUUCUAUUAAUAAUUGUUACUCCCUUAUAAUCAAAAAAUCUACCAUAAUAUACUUUCGGGAAAAGUUUGUACUGAUUUUGUUUAUUCAAAGCAUACUUUUGGUGGUAUACUGGCUGAUUAAAUGGGUUUAGGUAAAACUUUAAUGACAAUAGCUCUUAUUCAUUCCGAUUUAUAAAAUAAGCGAGAGUUUUCAAGGCUAGGAACUUUAGUUGUUUUACCAUUAAGCAUAUUAGGAUAAUGGUAGAGAGAAUUGGAAAAUAAUUCGGUAGAAAAAAGCAUAAAAAUAUUUAAUUAUUAUUAAUAAAAAAAACCAUAAAACUAUAAUUUAGAAGAUUAUGAUAUAGUUCUAAUACCAUACAGUUAAUUAGCAAAUGAAUACAAAAGAAAUAAUAAAUAACUUUUCUAAAAUCAAUGGAGAAGAAUAAUCCUAGAUGAAGCCCAAAAUAUAAAAAACAGAAAAAGUAACAUAGCAAAGGCUUGUUUUUUAUUAAAUUCUUAAUAUAGAUGGUGCUUAACAGCAACUCCUAUAGAAAAUAUUUUAGAUGAUUUAUUUAGUCUUUUAUAAUUUUUAAAUGUAGAAACAUUUGGUGAAUGGUUUUGGUGGAAUUCAUAUAUAAAUGAUGAAUAGAAAAAGUCUGAUUCUUUUGAUUUGUUGCAUUAGAUUUUAAAGCCCUUAAUUUUACGAAGAACAAAACAAUCGAAAUAUGAAAAUGGAUAAUGUAUAUUAUAAAUGACUAAUAAAUAGAUUUUUACAGAGAAAAUUUAAAUGGAGAAAUAAGAAAAAAAACUAUAUGAUUUACUUUUUUCUUAAAGCUAGAAAUUAUUUCAGGAAUUAAAUAAUAAAAAAGAAGUCAUUAACAGUUAUAUUCAUAUUUUUUAAAUAAUUUCUAAAUUAAGAUAGUUUUGUGCACAUCCAUCUAUUGUUUUCAAAGGUUUUGAUAUCGAUAAAUUAAAAAAUAUAAAUUUGAAUAUAUUAUAAGAGUAAGUUUAUUCCUUUUUAGAAGGAAAAACUUCCAAAAAAACGUAAUAAAACUAAUAUUUUCUUAAUAAAUAAAAUUCCUAAGAAACAGUUACAGAAGCCUAUAAAAAAGAAUUAAUAUAAAAAUAAAAUAAGGAGAGUUUAAAAUAUGUAUUAUUUGUUUUGAACCUAUAUAAAUUCAUUCUUUGA
Messenger RNA from Ichthyophthirius multifiliis, 1539 nucleotides. RefSeq lists its product as hypothetical. Gene Ontology annotation, molecular function: ATP-dependent chromatin remodeler activity; ATP binding. The record is from RefSeq and is a predicted model, not a curated record. Lineage: Eukaryota; Ciliophora; Oligohymenophorea; Hymenostomatida. The transcript has 2 exons.